This is a messenger RNA of Clupea harengus (Atlantic herring), 4373 nucleotides long. RefSeq names its product transient receptor potential cation channel, subfamily A, member 1b (gene trpa1b). Lineage: Eukaryota; Metazoa; Chordata; Actinopteri; Clupeiformes; Clupeidae. Gene Ontology annotation, cellular component: membrane; transmembrane transporter complex. The record is from RefSeq and is a predicted model, not a curated record. Gene Ontology annotation, molecular function: monoatomic ion channel activity; protein binding. Gene Ontology annotation, biological process: monoatomic ion transmembrane transport.
GUGUAUAUAACCACUGUCGUUUUGAGGCGGCGGCAAAUAAGGCAGGCAGCACAGAACUGCUUAACAGCUGCUGGACACAGAAUAGCUGUCUCACCCACCAACUCGGCUGACUGUAAACGCCUCCCCAUGCCAGUCUCCAGGGAGAGCAGUUUCUACAAAUGCGUGAUCGACACAGACGAUGCAACCCUGGAUUCGGAUAAAGUCUUCGAAUGCGCUCACCAAGGGAACACGGCGUACCUAGAGAACAUCAUCAGGAAACACCCAGAGUGCCUGGCGGCCAAGGAUGAGACCGGCGCCACCCUAUUCCACCACGCCACCUCCGGGGGAAGCCUGGAGGUCAUUCGGCUGCUGGUCAGUGCCACCGGACCGGAGGGACUGAACCCGCGUGAUGAGCAGGGUAGUACACCACUGCACUGGGCCGUGGAGAAGCAUAAGGAGGGCAGCUGUGCGCUCCUGCUGGACUUGGGAGCCGACCCCAACAUCCUCAACACCGCCCUCAUGUCCCCCUUACACCUGGCCAUCAGCAAGGGACACAACGGCAUGGUGGAGCUGCUGCUAUCCUUCAGUGCCACGGACGCCAACCUGGAGGGAGACCUGGGAAACUCCCCCGUCAUGCUGGCCUGCUCCAACAACAACUGCCAGGCCCUGGACAUACUGUUUAAUUAUGGUGCAAGACUGUGUUCUCAGAAUAAGCUGGGCCACUAUGCUAUCCACACUGUGGCCUUUGCUGGAGCCAAAGAGGCCAUGGAAGUGAUUCUGAAGAAAGGGGAAGAGACUGGACACAGCCUUGAGACUCACAUCAACUACCUUGACAAAUCUCACUGCAGUCCUCUACAUUUGGCGGUGCGUGGGGGAAACACUGAAGUGAUCAAACUCUGCAUUGACAAAGGGGCAAGAGUGCAUCAGCAACAGGCUGACAAAUCCACGGCUCUGCACUUGGCCUGCACUCAAGGUGCCAUUGAGGCAGUGAAGCUCAUGCUGUCCUCCAGUUGCCACGGGGAGGACAUCAUCAACAUGAGGGACGGGGCACACCAGACCCCCCUGCACAGGGCAACGAUAUUCGAUCAUGUAGAAUUGGCAGAAUAUCUCAUUUCAAAGGGAGCAGACAUCGACUGCAUCGACUGUAAGGGCCUCUCGCCACUGCUGCUGGCCACAAGCUGUGGAGCAUGGAGGGCCGUGGCCUUUCUACUGUCCAAAGGAGCAAAUAUUAAAAUCAAGGAUAAAGAGGGACGGAACUUCUUGCAUCUUGUCACUUUCCAGCCCAAAGGACUGAAAAACAUCCCGGAGCACGUCUUACAGACCGACGCUGUGAGGGCCCUCUUGUGUGAUGAGGAUAACGAGGGAUGCAAUCCCCUGCACUACGCCUGCAGACUGGGCAUCCACGACUCUGUCAAGAACAUCCUGGGCCUGCAAGUUUGCCCAAAACGCAAAUCCAAAAACAAGAAAUCAGCCUUUCACUUUGCAGCUGAAUAUGGGCGUAUAAACACAUGCCAUAGACUGCUGGAGACCAUCACAGACUCACAGAUGCUGAACGAGGGUGAUGAACAUGGCCUCACGCCCCUGCACCUGGCGGCCCGGGCAGGCCACACCAAAGUGGUCGAUCUGCUGCUCAGGAAAGGAGCUUUGUUUCAAAGUGAUUACAAAGACAUGACGUGUUUACAUCAUGCUGCUGCAGAGGGGUACACACAGACCAUGAAAAUCCUCCUGGCGGCCAACAUCAAACUACUGGACAAGACUGAUGAGGAUGGGAACACAGCUCUGCACCUGGCUGCCAGAGAGGGACAUGCUGCUGCGGUGAAACUUCUGAUGGAGAGGGGUGCUGACAUUCUUCUGAACAAGAGUAAUGCCUCCUUCUUCCAUGAAGCAGUGCAUCAUGGGAAAAAGGAAGUGGCAGACACCAUUAUUGAACAUGAGAGAUGUAACGAAGCUAUUAAAAAUUUUAAGAUAAAAUCUGACCAUCGCUGCGUGGUCAUUGACUUGAUUGAGUUCCUCCCUGAGUCUUACAAGCACUUGCUGGACCAGUGCGUCAGUGAGUCAGACCAUGACGUCAACUGCCCUGACUACCAUAUCCAGUACAAUUUCCAGUGGCUCCAAGCUCCAAUUCAACUGAAAAAAUACGCAGCGACGGACAAGAGUCUGAAAGUCCAACCUCUGGCUUGUAUGAAUGCCAUGGUGCAGUACAACCGCAUUGAACUUCUUACCCACCCCAUCUGCAAUAAAUACCUUGAAAUGAAAUGGCUGGCGUACGGAAGCAGAGUUCACCUGAUCAAUCUGGUCAUCUACCUGCUUGGCUUGCUGCCCCUCACCUUCCUCAUUGUCAACCUGAGGCCCACGCAGACCACCGGCCAGAAUGGAACAUCUGUCGUGGUGGGCCCCAUCCCAAUCAGCCAGAACAGUUACCUAAUCACCCCCAGCAUCAUCAUGGUCCUCGUCAUGAGCUCAUACGCCAUCCUGAAGCAGAUGAUGCAAAUGUCACAGCAGAAAUCGAGGUACUUCAAAGAUCCCUCAAACCCAGCGGAAUGGGCGAGUUCCAUCGCCUCUUUGGUCUUCACGAUUCCCCUCAUGUUUGGUGUGGGGGACAACUGGGUGUGGGAGGCAGGAGCUGUGGCCAUUCUCUUAGCUUGGAUCAACUUCCUGCUUUACCUGCAAAGGUUUGAGCAUUUUGGCAUUUACGUGGUGAUGUUUGGUGAAAUCAUCAAAACGUUGUUCAGUGUCAUCGUGCUUGUAAUCUUCUUGGUCCUGGCGUUUGGAUUGUCUUUCUAUGCUCUCAUGCUCCAUCAGAGUGAGUUUCACUGGAUAGGCCUGUCUCUGGCUCAGACCUUUGUCAUGAUGGUGGGGGAGCUCAACUAUAAUAGCAACUUCUUUGGCGCCUUCGAGAGCAAGCGGCUGGCCUUCCCCCAGAUCACCUACAUGGUCUUCGUCUUCUUCAUCCUCCUCAUGCCCAUCCUACUCAUGAACUUAAUGAUUGGUUUGGCAGUCGGAGACAUUGCAGAGGUGCAGAGGAACGCCAGUCUGAAGAGGAUCUCCAUGCAGAUUGAUCUUCACACAAACCUGGAGAAAAAGCUUCCAUAUUGGAUCCUUAAGCGAGUGGACAAGUCCUCCAUCACUGUUUAUCCCAAUAAGACCUGCGCAAAUAGGAGUGUGUUCAGGUUCUUCCACUCGAGGGACGUGUCGGCGGUGCGGAGCCGUCUCAACACCAGCAGCCAGGAGCUCACGCCUGUGGAGACGGAGCUGAGGAAGCAGAAGCUCAGAUUAAGGGAAAUAUGCAGUAUCCUGGAGAAGCAACACACCAUGGUGAAGCUGAUCCUGCAGAAGAUGGAGAUCACAUCUGAAGCGGAUGAUUAUGACGGCCCUGACGAUGCCUUCAGCGGCAGAAGAGGCAGGGCUCAGACGUCCAAAUGGAUCCCCCUCAUGAGGUCCCUUCAGUCGUCCCAUCACUAGGAUUAGGAUUAAACAUUAGGAUGUUCUUGGUAUGCUGGUAGUGGAAGAUGCAGCUUCAGCAAUGUUAGAGACCCCCAGCAACACCUGUUUUCAAUUUGGCAUUCGUUCUGAGUAAAAGCUGUUUAGUUUGAACAUGCUGUGUAGCUGUAGGGAACUGUGAGGUUGGCUACUGGUGUUUCUAGCUCUUUGCUAAGGUCAUCAAACUUGUGUGCCCUUGAACUUGCAGCAGUGAGAAUGAAAUGUGUCUUUAGGUCAAUUUAGGUGCACUUUAGGUUGCGAUGUAGCCAUUAUGGUUGAGUAUGGUUGACUUCAAAUUGUAAUUUUCAUUAUGUUUACUGAGGAGAAAAAGAACAGGAUGUAGGUGUUUAGUGUCCUUUAGCCUAUAUUGAGAAUAUUACAGUAUCAUAUCAAAUAUCUGCUGAUCAUGUGCUCUUUUGUCCUCUGUAAGAGCCCAUUCAUGCUGCACUGGGAAUGACAAAGUGUGCAAGUUGAAAUCCAUGUAUCAGCAUGUAAAUGUGGGUUUCUUCACAUGUUCCUCCACGUAACGAACAAUAUACAGUCUACAUGUCCGCCUGCCAGUGAGCGCUUCAUAUGCACCUGAUGAUCAGUUUGUGAAGUAUAUACAUUAAGUGUGUUACCCACUUUACAUUAAGUGUGUUUAUGACAGUCUACUUGCCUAAGUAAUAAAUAAUAGUGUAUGCUUUUAAGUGUGUGCAUAUUAUUACGCUUGACAGCAAGUGCAACAAACAACACUUGCUAAUACAAAAUAUACAUUGCACUUACUGAUUAAAUAUAAAGUAAGACAGUACCUAAGGACACUUACUAUAAAGUGUGGUCGUAUAUCCCGUAUCGUAUAUUUAUUAACUUACUGUUUAUUAACUUACUUCAUGUCUAAUAUUCUGUGGUUGGUCAAAUAAAACAUUAAGACAUUU